GCGAGGUAGCGGUGGCGCCAAGAACAAUUUUAGGCUCUACCUUAGGCUGUUGUUGUUUGUGAAGAAGCUGACAGUCCGAGGCUUGGAAAAUUGGAAAGUUGAAUGUGUGUGGUGUGUAUUUGUGACGAAAAACCCUGAGGAGCAUCGUCGAAUUGUUGCGAGGAUGGCUGCCCCCAAUGAACAUGGUCCCGACGGCUUUGUGGAAGAAGAAGAAGACGAAGAAGAUAUGGAGGACGACGACGACGACCUCUCAGAUGAGGAAGAUUGGGACGACGAUGAAGAUUGGGAAAGUUACAGCUCGUCUGGCGAGCUCUUCUACAUCCCCGGCGACUACUCCGUGGAAGAAUCUCCGUACACGUCCUCUUCUUCAGACUCCGAGGACGUGACUACUGCCUACGUGGAGGAGACGGAGUCGGACGAUGCACUCGGAGAGGAGUCCGACCGUUGCGCCGUCUGCUUCUCGAAGGCGUCCAUGCCCUGCGACCGGUGUGACGACGAGUUCUACUGUGGGAUUCUACACAGGAUGAUACACGCCAAGGAGCAUAGACGCUCGUGCGUUCCUAAGGGCGGCGCUGCACCCGCCGCUGAUGAAGAGCAGCCUUCGCUGCCAAUUGUACAGGACGCUCCACUGGUGACCCUUCCGUUGGACACGCUGCUCGCCAUAUGCAAGUUUCUCGGGUCGAGCGAGCUGGUGCGUCUCGGCUGGGUGUGCCGUCGGCUGCGAGAGGUGGCCCGCUCGGCGGCCGCCUGGAGCCACGUAGAGUACCCGGACGUGGACGUCCUGGAGGACCUGUGGGUGAAGAAGUUCUCGGACUACGGUGUGCUGCGCAUCGCUCCCGCCCUCGACACCCUGGUGGUCGCGUACGUCUGGCCGGCCGCCAACCUCACCCGCUGCACCAGGAAGGUGAGGCAGUUCGAGCUGGAGUGGGACACGUCUGUCUUGGACGCCUACGACACGGACAAGGUCAUCAGGCUGCUGCGGCACUACCGGGGCCAUCUUCAGGUGGUGAAGCUGAGCUGCCUGGAGGCUGAAGGUCGGUUCGACAAGGCGGAGGACAUGAGGUUGCUGCGGGCCGUGGACCGUCUCGGCAUCAAGGAGCUCUACGUGGCGGACACGCUGCUCAAGGUGUACCCCGGCAGCACCAAGGCCGUCACCAAGCUGGAGGUCGGCGUCGACGUCAGCGGGCCCGUCCUGGUGGACGCGCUGUCUCACUGCCACCAAACCCUGACGUCCUUCCGAGUGGACCCGAUGUUGCUGGAGAGGAACCGGUGGGCUUCUCUGGGGAGGAGGCGGGUGCAGCGCGAGCUCGCCAAGUGCACCAACCUGGAGGACCUGCGGCUCAGCAUGUUCGGGAUCAACAUGAAGGUGCUGGACUCGUUCCCCCGACUGCGUUCGCUGAGCCUGCUCGACGUCGGCUCCUGCAAGCACGUCCCGGCGGGGCACUUCCUGGAGACGUCCCCCACGAUGCGAGUGCUGCGGCGCCUGUCGCUGUACUUCGAGUCCACGAUGCACUACGGCCUGCUUAAGGCGGCGGCCAAGGGCUGCAUCAACGUGCGGCACUUCACGCUGGCCUGCCGGGGCAUGUCCAGCACCAGCAGGGUCAGGUUGAGCGUCCACAGGGACCUGGCCGCCCUCCUCGGCCCCAUGGGGGACCUGGAGACGCUCGUGCUCAUCAAGGCCAGGGUCCCCAGCACCGUGUUCCAGAGCCUGGCGCGCGGCGCGCUGCCUGUCCUCAACACGCUUCGGCUCAGGAACUGCGCGGUUACGGUGAAGGGCCGCGGUGAACUGGAAAAACUGCAGGCGAGCCGGCCCAGCCUGAACGUCGUGGUGACGAAUUUGGACCACGCAGUCUACAAUGCCGUCAUCGACAGGUCCACCAUGUGGGGCGUACGCUGCCGGCGCCCCAUGUGCCACCCGCCGUCGGACUGCGAGGACAGCGACCCCGUCCUGGACGUGGACGACGGCUCCGCCGACGGCGCCAACGCCAACAUCGGCAUGCUGUACGAGGACUCGGACCACAGCGACAUCGAGGACGUGCCCAAAACGGUGGGUGAAGUCCUGGAUGACAUGCGCCAGGCCCUAGGGGUGCCGCCCUGGGUCCGGCCCGCAGCAGGCGCCAGAGACUCCGAACGCGGGGGUUCUAGCUCUGGGUCUGCGUCGGAGUUUGAGUGAAGGUUUGUUGAAUGGGGAGUACUGCAUGUUAUAGAUUAAAAAUGAAACGACUACGCUUUCAUUUAGGAAUUCCAUGAUUUAAAAUUAGAAUGAAACGACUACGCUUUUGUUUGUGAAUCCCAUGGUAUGAAACUAAAAUGAAACGACUAUGCUUUCAUUAGUGAAUUCUAUGAUACAGAAUUAGGAUGAAUCGAUUACAAUGUCAUUUGUGACUUCUUUGAUAUAAAUUUAAGAUGAAACAACUAUGCUUUCAUUUAUGCAUUAAGAACUUUUUGGUACAUGGAUUGUUUUGCUUGAGCAGCAGUUGUUAUUGACUGCCUUACUUCCAAGUUGAGUCUAUUGAUUCUAUUUUUCUAUGUAUUGUGUAUUGUUUAGUCAUUAAAUAUCAAAGUUCCUUGAAGAAUU
Thrips palmi is the source of this 2578-nucleotide messenger RNA. RefSeq lists its product as uncharacterized. The record is from RefSeq and is a predicted model, not a curated record. NCBI's taxonomy places the organism in Eukaryota, Metazoa, Arthropoda, Insecta, Thysanoptera, Thripidae. Gene Ontology annotation, molecular function: protein binding. The transcript is spliced from 7 exons. The coding region runs from base 164 to 2173 and encodes 669 amino acids.